Benincasa hispida (wax gourd) is the source of this 1978-nucleotide messenger RNA. Its product is annotated as Eukaryotic aspartyl protease family protein. Gene Ontology annotation, biological process: proteolysis. The record is from RefSeq and is a predicted model, not a curated record. Gene Ontology annotation, cellular component: extracellular region. Gene Ontology annotation, molecular function: aspartic-type endopeptidase activity. NCBI's taxonomy places the organism in Eukaryota, Viridiplantae, Streptophyta, Magnoliopsida, Cucurbitales, Cucurbitaceae.
AGAGUAGUUCUAAUGGCCACCACUCCUCAAACCCAUACAAAAACCCAUCUUCCCUUUCUUCUAACCAGAACCUUCUUCUUCUUUCUCAAUCCCCAUCUCUUUAUAUUCUUCAAUUUCUCUCUCUAAUUUCAUCUCAAAACCUUAUUUCUCUCUCUUAAUACUCCUUCAAUGGCUUCCUCUGUUUUUGUCCUCCUCCUCUGUUUUCUCCUUUCUUCCCCUGUUUUCUCCUCACAACUUCUCCUUCUACCUCUCUCCCAUUCCUUAUCAUCCUCAAUAUCAGAUUUCAACAACACCCACAACCUCCUCAAAUCCACCGCCGCCCGCUCCUCCGCCCGUUUCCACCACCGCCGCCGUACUCAACACCACAACCACCUCUCUCUGCCCCUCUCCCCUGGCGGGGAUUACACUCUCUCCUUCAACCUCGGCUCUGAGUCUCAUAAAAUUUCCCUCUAUAUGGACACUGGCAGCGACCUCGUUUGGUUCCCCUGUUCCCCGUUUGAAUGCAUUCUUUGUGAAGGCAAACCAAAAGUUCAAUCCCCUCUCCCCAAAAUCUCAAAUAACAAAUCAGUUUCCUGCAGCGCCCCCGCCUGCUCCGCCGCCCACGGUGGAUCCCUCUCCGCUUCCCACCUCUGUGCAAUUUCUCAAUGUCCACUUGAAUCCAUUGAAAUUUCGGAGUGCUCCUCUUUUUCCUGUCCCCCGUUUUAUUACGCUUACGGCGAUGGGAGUUUAAUUGCUCGGCUUUAUAGAGAUAGCCUCAGUUUGCCGGCGCCGGCACCGUCACCGGCGAUUAAUGUUCGGAAUUUUACUUUUGGGUGUGCCCACACGGCGCUCGGCGAGCCGGUUGGGGUUGCUGGAUUCGGCCGGGGGACGUUGUCGAUGCCGAGUCAACUCGCCACUUUCUCACCCCAACUGGGGAACCGGUUUUCUUAUUGUUUGGUUUCUCACUCGUUUGCAGCGGAGCGAGUUCGCCGCCCGAGUCCGCUGAUUCUCGGCCGGUACUACGGCGGCGAAACGGAGUUCAUUUACACUUCCUUGCUUGAGAAUCCAAAGCAUCCUUAUUUUUACUCUGUUGGGUUGACCGGAAUUUCAGUCGGGAAUAUGAUGAUUCCGGCGCCGGAGUUUUUGAAAAAAGUGGACGAGGGUGGUAGCGGCGGCGUUGUGGUGGAUUCCGGCACUACUUUUACUAUGUUGCCAGCAGGUUUGUAUGACUCGGUGGUGGCUGCGUUUGAGAAUCGGACCGGAAGAGUUGCGAACCGGGCGAGACGGAUUGAAGAAAAUACCGGGUUGAGUCCUUGCUAUUACUACGAGAACUCAGUUGAAGUGCCACGUGUCGUGUUGCAUUUUGUUGGGGAAAAAUCUAGUGUGCUGCUUCCUAAGAAGAAUUAUUUCUACGAGUUUUUGGACGGUGGAGAUGGGGUUGGGAAGAAGAGAAAAGUUGGUUGUUUGAUGCUGAUGAACGGUGGGGAUGAGGCUGAGCUGGCAGGUGGGCCCGGGGCCACGCUUGGGAACUACCAACAACAGGGUUUUGAAGUGGCUUAUGAUUUGGCAAAGAAUCGGGUCGGGUUCGCCCGGCGGCAGUGCUCCACUCUUUGGGACAGCUUGAACCGGAGUUAGUGUGAACCGUGGGCCAGGUGGGGGACUUGAGAGUUGACCAAUGAAUGGUUUUGACUUGUGACUGUUGUCAGCGGUCAACGCUUUGGGGGUAAAUAAGGUAUUUUCAGGUUUGAAGGGGGCUUUUUCUGUAAAUUCAUAUGAGCACUUCACUUCUUGCUUCAAUAUUAAUUUUAUUUUCUAGUUGAAAUUUGUAUAUGAAAAGUGUUCAAAAUAUUAGCAAAGAAAAAGAAUGUAUAGCUCAAUUUUUAUGCAUGAAGCAAGGAAUGAAGUGCUUGCUUUUUAACAAGUUAAAGAAUAGAGGUAAUAAGUUAAUAAUGUAGAGAGAAAUCAAAGGAGAAUAAUUAUAAAAAUUCAUAAAUCAAAA